This is a messenger RNA of Tachyglossus aculeatus (Australian echidna), 625 nucleotides long. RefSeq names its product NME/NM23 nucleoside diphosphate kinase 1 (gene NME1). NCBI's taxonomy places the organism in Eukaryota, Metazoa, Chordata, Mammalia, Monotremata, Tachyglossidae. The record is from RefSeq and is a predicted model, not a curated record. The coding region runs from base 95 to 553 and encodes 152 amino acids. Gene Ontology annotation, molecular function: nucleoside diphosphate kinase activity. Gene Ontology annotation, biological process: CTP biosynthetic process; UTP biosynthetic process; GTP biosynthetic process. The transcript is spliced from 6 exons.
GGCGGCCACGUGUCGCUGCGCAGGCGCAGACGCAGACUCCGGGGCCCACGCGGUGAAGCUUCUGGCGCUUAGUACAGUACUCUGCACACGGACGAUGGCCACCAGCGAGCGCACCUUCAUCGCCAUCAAGCCGGACGGCGUCCAGCGCGGCCUCAUCGGGGAGAUCAUCAAGCGGUUCGAGCAGAAGGGCUUCCGCCUCGUGGCCCUGAAGUUUGUGCACGCGUCUGAAGAUCUGCUGAAAGAGCACUACCUCGACCUGAAGGACCGGCCUUUCUACGCGGGGCUGGUGCGCUACAUGCAUUCUGGACCCGUCGUGGCCAUGGUUUGGGAAGGGCUGAACGUGGUGAAGACGGGCAGAGUGAUGCUGGGGGAGACGAACCCGGCCGACUCCAAGCCGGGCACCAUCCGCGGCGACUUCUGCAUCCAGGUUGGCAGGAACAUCAUCCACGGCAGCGACUCGGUGGAAAGCGCCGAGAAAGAGAUCGGCCUGUGGUUCGGGCCGGAGGAGUUGGUGUCGUACCAGAGCUGUGCCCGCGACUGGAUCUACGAGUGAGGCGGCGGGCGGUGCCCGGCUGCCCAUCCCCAUCCCCACUGCCCAUCCCAAUAAAAGACCCUUCGAGAUGGC